Molecule: messenger RNA, 477 nt
Organism: Coregonus sp. 'balchen'
Lineage: Eukaryota; Metazoa; Chordata; Actinopteri; Salmoniformes; Salmonidae
Source: the annotation of a GenBank genome assembly
AUGACACACCAGCCCUCAGAUAUGACACACCAGCCUUCAGACAUGACACACCAGCCCUCAGACAUGACACACCAGCCUUCAGACAUGACACACCAGCCCUCAGACAUGACACACCAGCCUUCAGACAUGACACACCAGCCCUCAGACAUGACACACCAGCCUUCAGACAUGACACACCAGCCUUCAGACAUGACACACCAGCCUUCAGACAUGACACACCAGCCCUCAGACAUGACACACCAGCCUUCAGACAUGACACACCAGCCUUCAGACAUGACACACCAGCCUUCAGACAUGACACACCAGCCUUCAGACACACCAGCCCUCAGACAUGACACACCAGCCUUCAGACAUGACACACCAGCCCUCAGACAUGACACACCAGCCUUCAGACAUGACACACCAGCCUUCAGACAUGACACACCAGCCUUCAGACAUGACACACCAGCCUUCAGACACACCAGCCCUCAGACAUGA